AUGAAUAAAAUAUACAAUUUCUUUUUCAUUCUGUCUUCCAUUCUUUCAUUCUGUCUUCCAUUCUUUCAUUCUGUCUUUCAUUCUCUUUCAUUCUUUCAUUCUGUCUUUCAUUCUGUCUUUCAUUCUGUCUUUCGUUCUGUCUUCCAUUCUUUCAUUCUGUCUUCCAUUCUGUCUUUCAUUCUUUCAUUCUGUCUUUCAUUCUUUCAUUCUGUCUUUCAUUCUGUCUUCCAGUCUUUCAUUCUGUCUUUCUGUCUUUCAUUCUUUCAUUCUGUCUUUCAUUCCGUCUUUCAUUCUGUCUUUCAUUCUGUCUUCCAUUCUUUCAUUCUGUCUUUCAUUCUGUCUUUCAUUCUUUCAUUCUGUCUUCCAUUCUUUCAUUCUGUCUUCCAUUCUUUCAUUCUGUCUUUCAUUCUUUCAUUCUGUCUUCCAUUCUUUCAUUCUGUCUUCCAUUCUUUCAUUCUGUCUUUCAUUCUGUCUUUCAUUCUGUCUUUCAUUCUGUCUUUCAUUCUGUUUUCCAUUCUUUCAUUCUGUCUUUCAUUCUGUCUUUCAUUCUGUCUUCCAUUCUUUCAUUCUGUCUUUCAUUCUGUUUUUCAUUCUUUCAUUCUGUUUUUCAUUCUUUCAUUCUGUUUUUCAUUCUUUCAUUCUGUUUUUCAUUCUAUCAUUCUGUCUUUCAUUUUCAUUCUGUCUUUCUGUCUUUCAUUCUUUCAUUCUUUCAUUCUUUUCAUUCUUUCAUUCUGUCUUUCAUUCUGUCUUUCAUUCUGUCUUUCAUUCUCUUUCAUUCUUUCAUUCUGUCUUUCAUUCUGUCUUUCAUUCUUUCAUUCUUUCAUUCUGUCUUCCAUUCUUUCAUUCUGUCUUCCAUUCUUUCAUUCUGUCUUUCAUUCUUUCAUUCUGUCUUUCAUUCUGUCUUUCAUUCUGUCUUCCAUUCUUUCUUUCAUUCUUUCAUUCUGUCUUCCAUUCUUUCAUUCUGUCUUUCAUUCUGUCUUUCAUUCUGUCUUUCAUUCUGUCUUUCAUUCUGUCUUUCAUUCUGUCUUUCAUUCUGUCUUUCAUUCUGUCUUUCAUUCUGUCUUUCAUUCUGUCUUUCAUUCUUCCAUUCUGUCUUUCAUUCUUCCAUUCUGUCUUCCAUUCUUCCAUUCUGUCUUCCAUUCUUUCAUUCUGUCUUCCAUUCUGUCUUUUAUUCUUUCAUUCUGUCUUUUAUUCUUUCAUUCUGUCUUCCAGUCUUUCAUUCUGUCUUCCAGUCUUUCAUUCUGUCUUUCAUUCUGUCUUUCUGUCUUUCAUUCUUUCAUUCUGUCUUUCAUUCUUUCAUUCUGUCUUUCAUUCUUUCAUUCUGUCUUUCAUUCUUUCAUUCUGUCUUUCAUUCUGUCUUCCAUUCUUUCAUUCUGUCUUCCAUUCUUUCAUUCUUUCAUUCUGUCUUUCAUUCUGUCUUCCAUUCUGUCUUUUAUUCUUUCAUUCUGUCUUUCAUUCUGUCUUUCAUUCUGUCUUUCUGUCUUUCAUUCUUUCAUUCUGUCUUCCAGUCUUUCAUUCUUUCAUUCUGUCUUUCAUUCGUUCAUUCUGUCUUUCAUUCUGUCUUCCAGUCUUUCAUUCUGUCUUUCAUUCUGUCUUCCAGUCUUUCAUUCUGUCUUUCAUUCUGUCUUUCAUUCUGUCUUUCAUUCCGUCUUUCAUUCUGUCUUCCAUUCUUUCAUUCUGUCUUCCAUUCUGUCUUCCAUUCUGUCUUUCAUUCUGUCUUUCAUUCUUUCAUUCUGUCUUUCAUUCUGUCUUUCAUUCUGUCUUCCAUUCUUUCAUUCUGUCUUUCAUUCUGUCUUUCAUUCUGUCUUUCAUUCUUUCAUUCUGUCUUCCAUUCUUUCAUUCUGUCUUCCAUUCUUUCAUUCUGUCUUUCAUUCUUUCAUUCUGUCUUUCAUUCUGUCUUCCAGUCUUUUAUUCUGUCUUCCAGUCUUUCAUUCUGUCUUCCAGUCUUUCAUUCUGUCUUUCUGUCUUCCAUUCUUUCAUUCUGUCUUCCAUUCUGUCUUUUAUUCUUUCAUUCUGUCUUUCAUUCUCUUUCAUUCUUUCAUUCUGUCUUUCUGUCUUUCAUUCUUUCAUUCUGUCUUCCAUUCUUUCAUUCUGUCUUUCAUUCUUUCAUUCUGUCUUUCAUUCUUUCAUUCUUUCAUUCUGUCUUUCAUUCUGUCUUUCAUUCUUUCAUUCUGUCUUUCAUUCUGUCUUCCAUUCUGUCGUUUAUUCUUUCAUUCUGUCUUCCAGUCUUCCAUUCUUUCAUUCUGUCUUUCAUUCUGUCUUCCAGUCUUUUAUUCUCUCUUUCAUUCUGUCUUUCUGUCUUUCAUUCUUUCAUUCCGUCUUUCAUUCUGUCUUCCAGUCUUCCAUUCUUUCAUUCUGUCUUUCAUUCUGUCUUUCAUUCUGUUUUUCAUUCUUUCAUUCUUUCUUUCAUUCUUCCAUUCUUUCAUUCUGUCUUUCAUUCUGUCUUUCUGUCUUUCUGUCUUUCAUUCUUUCAUUCUGUCUUUCUGUCUUUCUGUCUUCCAUUCUUUCAUUCUUUCAUUCUGUCUUUCAUUCUGUCUUUCAGUCUUUCAUUCUGUCUUCUAUUCUUUUAUUUCGUUGUCUCUUCCAUUUUUUCAUUCUGUCUUCCAUUCUGUCAAAUGGUCAUUCACUCUCUCAUUCUUUCUGUCAUUCUGUCUUCCAUUGUCUUUCAUUCUUUCAUUCUGUCUUUCAUUUUGUCUUUCAUUCUAUUUCUUUUUUUCUCUCACUGAAACCAAAGACAUUUCGACCAAAUCAGGUUGA
Molecule: messenger RNA, 2757 nt
Organism: Acanthosepion pharaonis
Lineage: Eukaryota; Metazoa; Mollusca; Cephalopoda; Sepiida; Sepiidae
Source: the annotation of a GenBank genome assembly